Symbiodinium necroappetens is the source of this 679-nucleotide messenger RNA. The record is from the annotation of a GenBank genome assembly. Lineage: Eukaryota; Dinophyceae; Suessiales; Symbiodiniaceae.
GCCUAAGCUCUUUCUGCAGUCUGAUUCGCUUGGUGUACCGUACCAGAACAAGUCCAUGUGGAGCCGAGUCCUGACUUACAAUCAGGUUACAGGCCCUGUGGUACUGGAACAGCAGCGGAGCACAAAGACCUUGUGCGAAGACGGAGAGGGUGUUGCGGGCGACAUGUACUGCUACGGUCAGAGAACAUCCUCUCGCGACUCUUUCGGUUCCAAUCAGGUGCUUCCGAUCACUGCGCCGGAUCCUCGCGAGUACGAGGGAGGAGCUGUGACGCCAGCACAGAGAAGAGCUUACUAUGACUCUGCUUUCGAAGUAGCAGCAUCCUCCUCACGAAGGCUUGCGGAGGACACGCGGCCAGAGUUCGACUUUCUGUCACAGUCCCAGCAAUCAAAACGGCCCUCGUGCACGUCCAGAUCUUGGGCUUUGUUGGCACAUGUCAAUCGGAUCGCAGGCUGCCGCGAAGUUUUCCAGAGGAGCCAUCAGCAACCCAAAUUAGUUUGCGUUCUGAUGGACUUGGGUGCGGCUUCGCACCAUGUGCUUGAGUGUACGCAAGUUGCUUGCUUUUGGAAGGAUACUUUCCAAGUGGCCAUCUACCCGAACACGCCGUCUGAUCUGAUAGCAGAGCAUGUCGCCUACAUCAAAAACCGUGAAUGGUUAGAUGUCAGGAUCCCGGCUGAGUAG